This is a messenger RNA of Neofelis nebulosa (Clouded leopard), 3982 nucleotides long. It is a transcript of the gene CAB39L, whose product is annotated as calcium binding protein 39 like. The record is from RefSeq and is a predicted model, not a curated record. The transcript is spliced from 9 exons. Gene Ontology annotation, molecular function: protein serine/threonine kinase activator activity. NCBI's taxonomy places the organism in Eukaryota, Metazoa, Chordata, Mammalia, Carnivora, Felidae. Gene Ontology annotation, biological process: intracellular signal transduction. The coding region runs from base 801 to 1814 and encodes 337 amino acids.
UACUUGAGUAUUUCCUUGCUACAUUUUUAUUAUGAUUAGGAAUCAGCAUCUUCCCUGAGAAGCUAACAUAUUAACAGAUGAAUCUGUUAUUAUCACUGUCAACACACCUUUAUUAGAAACAUUUUUAAACAGCAUUGUCAGGCCAGUUUAAUCUGUGGACAGAACCCCAUACAUGAACGACUAUAGGACUUUAAAGGGAAAAGAUGGGAUGAGAAAAAUAUUUUGUUUAUCCCUAGACUGUUUUGGGAGGAGGGAGCAGGAUUUAAAUUUGCCUCAGCUUUAAUUGCUUUACACACAUUCUUGUGACGCACAGUUGGGAGGGAGGAAGAAAAAGAGGGAGCUGUUACUGUGUGGUAUGUAUCUAAAAGAGUGCAUUUGAAAGGGAGAGGAGAAAGCAGAAGCAAGCUGGUCUGACCAGAAACAGAACUGCCUGUGACAGAUUAAGAGACAAGCGAGGCUUGGAAUCUGAGAGCAAGCAAAGAGAGUGGAAAUUUACAGCUGCCCUGUGUGAGUGUUCAAGUGAUCAUUUUCUGCUAACGUUUUCCGGUGGUAACUGUUACUCUUCAAAGAGAGAGAGAGAAAGUCAAGACGGGAUUGUGGAAACUCUUUUCUCUGCAACGCUUUGGUAAUAGGAGGCACCCUCUAUUAAAUGGAAGAUAAAGCUACUUCAUGUAAAGUGCUUUGAGCCCAAGAGAGAGCUGUCUUCAGCACCUCACCAUGUGUCUACUUUUUGUUGCUUAGACAAGCCUGGACAUUUCUGUAACAUUUGCAUUCUGUAUUGGAAGAAGAGAUUUCUAUAGAUGAAAAAGAUGCCUUUGUUUAGUAAAUCACACAAAAGUCCAGCAGAAAUCGUGAAAACUCUGAAAGACAAUUUGGCCAUUUUGGAAAAGCAAGACAAAAAAACAGACAAGGCUUCUGAGGAAGUGUCGAAAUCACUGCAAGCAAUGAAAGAAAUUCUGUGUGGUACAAAUGACAAGGAGCCUCCCACAGAAGCCGUGGCUCAGCUCGCACAAGAGCUCUAUAACAGUGGCCUGCUGGUGACAUUGAUUGCUGACCUACAGCUGAUAGACUUUGAGGGAAAAAAAGAUGUGACCCAGAUAUUUAACAACAUCCUGAGAAGACAGAUAGGCACUCGGAGUCCUACCGUGGAGUACAUUAGUGCUCAUCCUCAUAUCCUGUUUAUGCUCCUCAAAGGAUAUGAAGCCCCACAGAUCGCCUUACGUUGUGGGAUUAUGCUGAGAGAAUGUAUCCGACAUGAACCACUUGCCAAAAUCAUCCUCUUUUCUAAUCAGUUCCGAGAUUUCUUUAAGUAUGUGGAGUUGUCAACAUUUGAUAUUGCUUCAGAUGCCUUUGCUACUUUUAAGGAUUUACUAACGAGACAUAAAGUGUUGGUUGCAGACUUCUUAGAACAAAAUUAUGACACUAUUUUUGAAGACUAUGAGAAAUUGCUUCAGUCUGAGAAUUAUGUGACUAAGAGACAAUCUUUAAAGCUGCUAGGUGAACUGAUCCUGGACCGACACAACUUUGCCAUUAUGACAAAGUACAUCAGCAAGCCGGAGAACCUCAAACUGAUGAUGAACCUCCUUCGAGAUAAAAGUCCCAACAUUCAGUUUGAAGCCUUCCAUGUCUUUAAGGUGUUUGUGGCCAGUCCUCACAAAACACAGCCUAUCGUGGAGAUUCUAUUAAAAAAUCAACCCAAACUCAUUGAGUUUCUGAGCAGCUUCCAAAAGGAAAGGACGGACGAUGAGCAGUUCACCGAUGAGAAGAACUACCUGAUUAAACAGAUCCGGGACUUGAAGAAAACCACCCCUUGAGGGGCUCACCCACCCUCCUGCCACAGUCACCGUGUCAUUUGUUUGUACAGAAAAUGUCAUUUGAAAAAGUCCUUGUUCUUGGGAAGGUUUUGGAGGUGCCUGUUUUUUCUCAAUUCAUUGUUCAGGGUAGAUGGAAUAUAAACAUUUGAAUGAAAAAUGAUUAACCUAGAAUAAUGUAUUCAUUUGAAUCAAGUCUGGGAUGAUUUAUGUCAAAUCAGAGCCAUUGUAUUAGAUGUUGAUAAACAAGUUUUAACCCUUUGUUGGCAAAAGGCAGCAGGGUCAUGGGCUUGCAGAUCUGAGCCCUGAGUCAGCACAGGCCACCGAGUAGAAGCCCAAAGCACGGGCAUCACUGAGCCCUCAAAAUUAAGUUCUCAGAGGAGAACUGGCUGUGGGGGCAAGAGGCGCAAAACCAUCCCGCCUGUCUGCACUUGGACACUCAGUUUUGUCAAGGCGCUGAAAGAGCUGGUGAAGUAAGGUCCACGUUUUCAGUCGUCCUUGUUCCCUGCCUGUGUGCUCGGACUGUAGCUAGCUUGCUAGGGAAGCACAGCCCCCCUCUCCCUCACUGUCCGAGCCCUGUCGCAGUGGCUCUCCUCAGCACCCGACUUCCUGGGGCACCCCCUGCAACCUCCAGCCUGGUUAGCGGUUAGUGGGGGACCCGCCUAGCAAAGGGAGGAUGCACCAGCAAGAGUCACAGGGACUUGGGGACCCGUGGGAAGGACCUGCUCACAGAUGGUGAGGCCGGGGGCACUGCUGUUUCACACAGGCUCCUGGAGGGUUAGGGAAUGUUUGGAAUAAUUCGACUGUUCCUCACUGUCAUUAUGGGAAAAUUUUUUUGUGGUGAAAGUUGUUUUAGAGUAGGAAUCACGCACUGGGAUGCCUGGCAUGUACAAAACUGUGGGUCUAGAGGGUGAGACCCGCUUCUAUAAAGAAGGGAACUUGCCAUUGGAAGGACAAAUGAUUAAAUGUGUGCAAAAAACUCUUAAAUGACCAAAAGUUAUCUUUUUUUAUCUUUAUAAUUAUUUUCUAAUUAGCUGCCACUCUGAUUUCCCAUUAAAGCUUUCGGCAACAAGGUAGAAACCCUACAAAAUUUUGGUCUCAAAUAUUCUCUUGCAUACCCGUAUGAUUAAGGGACUUAAUUUGUGUUCUUUUUAAAAAAAGGCACAGGCCAACAACAAAAAAGGUUAUGAUUUGUUUUUAGACCUCAAGUGUAUGGAAUGAAAUCUUAAAGCUAUAUUUGCAAGACAUUAGGGGUAUAAUGAUUAAUGUGUAUUUUUCGUAUCUUUCUAAAUCGUGAGGGGUUGCCUUCCAUCAGGACCCACACUUUAUACCACACCGUGUGCCGUGUUCUUCAGCGGGCAUUUCUCCACCAGAGAGGGAAGGAUGCCUCUCCAGGGAUCCUCCUCUGGGCUCUGUGCCCUCUCUUGCUUUUGUAUGUGAAGGAUUACCUGGCAGGGGUCCACCCUUCUUGGCAGGGGCGCAGGUCCGUGUGGUUCUGGGCCCAGCGUGGAGUCCUGAGGCCAACGGAGAGGGGCCCGUGGGACCUCUCACAGCAGCUCUGGCCAGUGCCGGUGCGGACGGCCACCCCCACCUGGUGGCGCAUUCGAGGACCUUCGUUCUUUAGCUGACUGAAGUCAGCUUAUUUUUAUAACAUUCCCAGACAGUCCAGGCUCUCUUAGAAUUUGACUUUUCUGAUUUUGCUUAUUUGAUUCAAAGAGAGGACUGUAAACAUUCAAAAAGAGAGAGAGAGAGAAGCCCUAUCAUCGUUGGAAAUUUAUUUGGCUGCUAAUACUGUUCUGCAACAUCUUAGGACACAUGUUUCCAUUUGGAAAGCAAUGCCUUGUUGUAAUUCUUUUUUGAUAAAUAAAAUGUUUUAUUUCCUCUGGGCGUGAAUUAGCUCUUGGCCAACAAAUCCUUACCCUAGAUCAGUACCUGUCCAACAGAAAACUAGAGCCUAAGAGGCCAUGAAUGAAGUAGAUGGGGUUUUGUGUGAGACAAAUUUGUAAAUUAUUAACGUGAAAGGGGGGAGCAAGAAGCUCACAGUCAAAAUAUGUUUGCACAAAAUUCACUGUAAAUAUUGUGAGAAUUGAACUUGGAGAAGGUCCUAUUUAAUAAGCUAUUUCAAAACACACAUUUAAAUAAAGACUGACUAAAUAAAAAGGUGCCACACA